GCCGAACGUCAUCUUCUGUUCCUUUCGAAAUUCGCAGCUGAACGUGUUCUGUGAUUCCCGGCGCGAGACCUGCCACUUGGACGUGCCUCGGGCACCAGGAAUAGAACUCGACAAAUAUGUCCGAGCCCUAUCAAUUUAUGAACCAAUGUUCUAAUUGCCACGACGUGCCCAAGUGAUUUACAUCGUCUUGGUGCCAGGACUUGCGGUCAGCGUCCUUCCUCUCUCUCUUCCCCCCCUCCAUCAUCCCCGUUUCCCUCCCUCAUGAGUUCACCACCGUCGUCACGAUUUGUGUCGCCGUCUAAUGAUUCCAUCGCUGCCAGCGCAAGCGAUGCCGACGACCGGCAGAUGGGUAUAUCCCCUACUGCGACACAUCUUGGUGACGAGGAGCUCGAUAAACGAAUUUCUGACCAAGAUGACGACCUUGACGCUGAAAAGCAGAAAGUACAAGCUCAACUUCAGUUCCCUGAGGGCUCAUUCCGCGGCUGGGCAACAGUAUGUGGAGGAGCUUUCGUCGGGAUGUGCACGUUUGGGAAUGUCCAGAGUUUUGGGGUGUAUCAGGACUAUUAUACAAGAACCUCUUUAUCCGAACAUUCCGCUUCACAAAUAAGUUGGAUCGGUUCCGUGCAACUCUGUUUAUUAUUCUCCCUUGGUCUGCUAUCGGGUAAACUAUUCGAUCAAGGAUACUUUCAUCACCUCAUGUUGGGUGGAAGCCUUCUGUUCCUAUUUUCCUCGUUCAUGUUAUCUUUGACGCAACCCCACCAAUUCUAUCAAACUUUGUUGUCGCAAGGAUUUGGCAUGGGGCUCGGAAUGGGCUGCAUGUUCAUACCUUCGAUGAGUGUGUUAUCACACUAUUUCCGGGUGAGGAGAGCCGUGGCGAUGGGAUUCGUGGUAUCAGGUGGCGCUUUGGGCGCCAUUAUUUACCCAAUUCUACUGAACAAGGUGUUUGACAAGACUGGCCUUGGAUUCCCUUGGGCAGUUCGUUUCAUAGCUUUCAUAGACCUCUUCCUUUUGACGCUUGCAAACCUACUAAUGCGGCCGAGACUCCCACCACGGAAACGCGCCCCCAUCGAUAUGGAUAAGAUUUUAUACGAUUUCCCGUACUGGUUAACUGUGGUUGGGAUAACACUAGGGUUCUGGGGACUCUUCAUCCCCUUCUUUUACCUGCAAGUGUUUGCGGAGCUUCACGGAGUCGAUACUAGUUUCCUGACAUGGACGAUCCCCAUCCUGAAUGCUGGAUCGCUCUUCGGGCGAUUCAUUCCAAACCUCCUGGCCGACAAGUACGGCCCAUUCACAGUUAUCAUACCAAGUGGUUUCAUAACGGGAAGCCUGGUGUGGGCUUUGCUCGGGGUACAUUCUAUUGCGGGCAUGGCGGUGUUUGGCGUGCUGUACGGAUUCUUCUCCGGGGCUUUCUUAACUGUGGCGACGCCAGCUGUUGCGUCGUUCACUCGCAGCCCUACUUUGGAUGAUAUAGGACUCCGGAUAGGCAUUUCCUGCUUCUUCAUCGGGCUCGGCCUUUUAACGGGAAAUCCCAUCGCUGGAGCACUGCUGAAAUCCCCAGAGUAUAUAUGGUGGCGACCCCUGCUGUUUGCUUGCGUCGUGAUCAUCUCCGGCACGAUAUGCCUUGCGGUCGCGAGACAGUAUUUGGUUCAACGCAAGGGUGGAAUGAAAUUUGUGUAAGAUGUUAUGUAUCGAUACGAGAGAGAGAAUA
This is a messenger RNA of Desarmillaria tabescens, 1708 nucleotides long. RefSeq names its product major facilitator superfamily domain-containing protein. The transcript has 16 exons. NCBI's taxonomy places the organism in Eukaryota, Fungi, Basidiomycota, Agaricomycetes, Agaricales, Physalacriaceae. Bases 262 to 1677 code for a protein of 471 amino acids. Gene Ontology annotation, cellular component: membrane. The record is from RefSeq and is a predicted model, not a curated record. Gene Ontology annotation, molecular function: transmembrane transporter activity. Gene Ontology annotation, biological process: transmembrane transport.